Pteronotus mesoamericanus is the source of this 3266-nucleotide messenger RNA. RefSeq names its product toll-like receptor 13. The transcript has a single exon. Gene Ontology annotation, cellular component: plasma membrane. Gene Ontology annotation, biological process: toll-like receptor signaling pathway; immune response; inflammatory response. The coding region runs from base 1 to 2853 and encodes 950 amino acids. Gene Ontology annotation, molecular function: protein binding; transmembrane signaling receptor activity. Lineage: Eukaryota; Metazoa; Chordata; Mammalia; Chiroptera; Mormoopidae. The record is from RefSeq and is a predicted model, not a curated record.
AUGGGCUUUGAGAACUUCCAGCCUUCCCAGCAGCUCUGGCUUGUUUUAAUGGGAUUGUCUCUGCUGUCUUUGGCAGAGACGUACGGAUUCAGCAAAUGUGCACAGUAUGAAUUGGACAUUCACCACGUUUUCUGCAUUCGGAAGAAGAUCACCAACUUGGCAGAGGCCAUUUCUGACAUCCCUGGGUACACUACUCACCUCAACCUGACACAAAACGAAAUUCAAGUCCUUCCUGCCUAUGGCUUUACUAAUCUGUCCGCUCUGGUGGAUUUGCGACUGGAGUGGAACUCCAUUUGGAAGAUCGAGAAGAGGGCUUUUUGGGGACUUGCAAAUCUGACCCUUUUGAACUUGGUAGAAAAUAAGAUUCAAAGUGUGAAUGACUCCUUUGAGGGCCUGUCCAACUUGGAGACUUUGCUCCUGAGCCAUAAUCAAAUUACCAAUAUUCACAAAAAUGCCUUUGUCCCUCUUCUCAAAUUGAAACACUUAAGCUUGUCUAGAAACAGUAUUACCAACUUUUCCAAUGUUCUCGAAGCCGUCCAGCAUCUUCCACACCUGGAAUACCUCGAUCUUACUAACAACAGCAUCAAGUCCUUGGACCACAGUCCCGGGUCUUUGGUCUCCCUGACCUGGCUGAGCCUGCAGGGGAACAAGCUAACAGAAUUAAAUUUCUCUGCUUUGUCACUGCCUAACGUGACCACUCUGGAUGUCUCUCAGAACAGCCAUAAAGCCAUCCAGCAUGUGGCUCUGGAAACUCUGCCCCAGCUGAGGAGCUUGAAUCUGAGCGGCACAUUGGUAAACCUGGAGAGGCUUCCAGCCAAAUAUCUACAGAAUCUCAGUGAACUAGACCUUAGCAGCUGGGAGUUUAGAAGUGGUCACUUAAACAUCAACAGUGUGUGUCACCUCCUCAGAAACUUGCCCAUGUUAGAGGCUUUUGUCUUUAGGAAAAAGGCCACCGAUGCAGGGGACAUAAAGCGUCUCGCCAACUGUACCAGGCUUUUGUCCCUUGACCUGAGACAAAACAAUAACCUGGUUCACCUCAAUGACAGCGAGUUCAAUGGUAUGCCCAGCCUCAAGAGCCUGCAACUAGAUAGGUGCCAACUUUCCUCUGUCACCAACCAGACCUGGAGCGCCCUCCAGAACUUGACCACCUUACAUAUGAGCCACAACAAGUUUAAAGGAUUUCCCGAUUUUGCAUUUUCACCCUUGAGGUCCUUAGAAGUUCUCUUCCUCUCUAGAAAUCCCAUCACAGAACUCAGCGGCAGGGCCUUCUAUGGGCUGUAUUCUUUGAAGGAAUUCAACCUGGCUGGGUGCUGGAUAGUGGAAAUUGACAAAUACACCUUUGCUCAAUUUCCAAAUUUAGAAAUUUUAGACCUCGGCUACAACAAUCUUCGAACUCUAAAACGCAGAACCUUUCAUUUUCUGAAGAAACUCCAAGUUCUGAUUCUCUCCCAGAACCGCCUGAGUAUUAUCGAGACGAAUGCAUUCUCUGGCCUUACUUACCUUAACACCCUUGACUUGACAUACAAUAUCUUGUCAAGUGUAAGGGCAAGUUUUUUCUUGGGCCUUGAAAAUCUAGAAGUUUUGAAUCUCGGUUUUAAUAAAAUUACAUAUGAGACCAGUAGGACCUUUCACUUUCCCCCAUUUAUGAACCUCAAGUCUUUGAAACAACUCAACCUCGAAGGACAGGUGCAUGGGGUUCAGGUUGUCCCCACCAACUUCUUCCAAGGGCUGAGCAGCUUGCAGGAGCUACUCCUGGGCAAAAAUCCCGUGGUAUUCUUGGACCAUCUCCAAUUCGACUGCCUGACUAACCUCACAAAGUUGGAUAUCUCAGGAACCAAAUCUGGAGAGCGAAGUCUCUAUUUAAAUAUUUCCUUAUUCCAGAAACUCAAAAGACUACAAAUGCUGCGCCUGGAAAACAACAACAUUGAGUCGCUGACUCCCAGUAUGUUCUCGGGCUUAGAAAGACUUCAGGUCUUCUCUUUAAGAUUCAACAACCUCGAAGUCAUUAAUCAAAGUCAUCUGGAGAACUUGAAGUCUCUUAAAUACUUUGAUCUCUAUGGGAACAAACUCAGGUGCAACUGUGAGAAUGUGUGGCUCAAGAACUGGUCGAUAAACACGCCCAAUGUCCACAUACCUUACCUCUGGAGCUACCCCUGUCAGCAGCCAAACACUCAGAGUCUGUUGGUGGAUUUUGAUGAUGCUCUGUGCAAUUUUGACCUGGCGAGGGUUUGCUUCUUCUGCUCCUUCAGUCUGGUCCUCGCGACAAUGGUCUUCUCUUGGUUCAGUGCCAAGAUAACGUCAUUUCUGUGGUACGGGCUGUACAUAUUUCGAACCCGGUACCUGGCCAGGUGGCACAGGACAGAGAAGGAGUUCAUCUACGAUGCCUUUGUCUCUUUCACUGCCACUGAUGAGCAGUGGGUCUAUGAAGAGCUUGUUCCAGCCCUCGAAAAAGACGGCCAGCCCACCUUUAAGCUGUGUCUUCACCAGCGGGACUUUGAACCAGGGAUGGACAUCUUCGAGAACAUUCAGAAUGCCAUCAACGCCAGCAGGAAGACCCUGUGUGUGGUCAGUAACCACUACCUGCAGAGCGAAUGGUGCCGCCUCGAAGUGCAGCUGGCCAGCAUCAAGAUGUUCUAUGAGCACGAGGACGUUAUCAUCUUGAUCUUCCUGGAAGAGAUCCCAAGCUACAAGUUAUCCAGCUACCACCGACUCAGGAAACUUGUGAACAGGAAGACAUUUAUCACCUGGCCAGACAGUGUCCACGAGAGGCCACUCUUCUGGGCUCGUAUUAGAAAUGCAUUGGGCAACAAAUCCGUGGAGAAGAACAACGUGCAGCUAAUUGUGGUUGAAUGACUGGAAGUCUUGGUGACCUCCAAUCUACUGUUGCCUGAGGGAUGCAGAGGCUAACGGUGGGACUGAAUGUACGUGUUCUGCAGGGAAAAUGACAUGAGAUGCUUAUGAGCGUUAGACCCGAGAUCACUUGGGCGAUUGGAAGAGUGAAGGGGGCUGCUUGAGGAAGCUUCAGGAACAGUGACCUCACUCUAGGGGAUUAGUUAUCUGGAAAGUAUAUCUUUCAUCAAGGGGAAGACUGGGAAGACAAGUCACCUGAAAGUCUGGCAAUCAAGAGAGCCCUCGUAUGUGCCUGAAAACAUUGUUCGGCAACUUUCUCCAAAUCAGUUCCUGUCAAGAUAGAUCAAACUGUGCUUCUUCUAAGAAUCUGUAACAACAGAAAGACCACAUACGGACCUUAAUAAAGGCAAAAAAAA